Messenger RNA from Loxodonta africana (African savanna elephant), 1012 nucleotides. RefSeq names its product olfactory receptor 9S13-like. Bases 62 to 1012 code for a protein of 316 amino acids. The record is from RefSeq and is a predicted model, not a curated record. The transcript has a single exon. NCBI's taxonomy places the organism in Eukaryota, Metazoa, Chordata, Mammalia, Proboscidea, Elephantidae. Gene Ontology annotation, biological process: G protein-coupled receptor signaling pathway. Gene Ontology annotation, cellular component: membrane. Gene Ontology annotation, molecular function: G protein-coupled receptor activity; odorant binding; olfactory receptor activity.
ACAGUGACCCACUUCAUCUCACUGACCCCUCUCUGCCCCACCUCGUCCAUAAUCUGGGACCAUGCCAACACACAGAGAUAGGAAUCUCUCAGGACUGUCAUUGCAGGAGUUUGUGCUAGUGGGGUUUGAGGGUGAGCUGGAGACACGGGCCCUGCUCUUUGCUGUGUUCCUGGCCCUGUAUGUGGUGACCAUGCUGGGAAACCUCACAAUGAUCAUGGUCAUUACAGUGGACACCCGCCUCCACUCCCCCAUGUACUUCUUCCUCAAGAACCUCUCCCUCCUAGACCUCUGCUACUCCUCUGUCAUCGCCCCAAAGGCCCUGGCCAACUUAUUCUCCCCAACCAAGGUCAUCACUUUCACUGGCUGUGCCACCCAGUUCUUCUUCUUCUGCCUGCUGGGUACCACCGAGACUUUCCUCCUGGCCACCAUGGCCUAUGACCGCUUCAUGGCUAUCUGUAGCCCCCUGCGGUACCCGGUCACUAUGUGCCCCUCAGCCUGCACCCACCUGGUGCUGGGCACCUACUGUGGAGGCUGUGUCAACUCCAUUGUGCAGACCAGCCUCACAUUCCGCCUCUCGUUCUGUAGCUCCCAUCUCAUCAACCACUUCUUCUGCGAUGUGCCACCCCUGCUCCAGAUUGCCUGCACCAACACGGCCUUCAAUGAGCUGGUCAUGUUCAGCAUCUGUGGGCUGAUCAUUGUGAGCACCACGCUCGUUGUCCUCAUCUCCUAUGGCUACAUCACAGUGACCAUCCUGAGGAUGCACUCAGGAACUGGGAGACACAAGGUCUUCUCCACCUGUGGCUCCCACAUGAUUGCAGUGUCCCUAUUUUAUGGGACCAUCUUUGUCAUGUACACCCAGCCAGAGGCUGUGGAGUCCAUGGAACAGGGCAAGGUGGUCUCCAUCUUCUACACCCUGGUCAUUCCCAUGCUCAACCCCCUCAUCUACAGUCUACGGAACAAGGAUGUUAAGGAGGCCCUAUGGAGGCUGGGCCGAAAACACGCAACCACAUAA